This is a messenger RNA of Entrophospora sp. SA101, 540 nucleotides long. The record is from the annotation of a GenBank genome assembly. NCBI's taxonomy places the organism in Eukaryota, Fungi, Glomeromycota, Glomeromycetes, Entrophosporales, Entrophosporaceae.
AUGGAUUGGGCUGUAACAUUUUUCAAUAGCAAGAACAUUCCAACUUUUCUAUCCAAAGCUCCUGAUCUUCCACACCUAAGGUCUCAAAGUGAUGAUAAUCUUUUGCAGAAAUUUGCACAUAAAAAUGACAAUGAUGAUGACAAUAUGGAUAUUGAUGAUGACCCUCCAAAGCAUCUAAUUUUUAUGGGACAGGAUAAAAAGUUCAUAGUAACCUCAUUAACUCAAUCAAUGAAAUUUUUGUUGGUAUCUUGGUGGUGUGUUAUUGCUGAUAAACGUAGAAGAGUUCUUGAGAGCAUGCAAAAUGAACAUGCAGCAAAUUUAAUUAAGAACUAUUCCAUUAUGGAUUCAUUUCCAAUACAAGAUGAAACCUGGCUGCAUAGUCAAACAAUGUAUCAUAUACAAGAUUUUGCUACUGAAGGUUUAAGGACUCUACUUUAUGCAUUAUUUCAAUAUUACGUUGGAUUUUCAGGAACAUCACUUUACGAAUCAUGGACUUUUGUUAAAUUGAAUUUUUUUGAAGUAUAUAUGAGAACAAAAUAA